Molecule: messenger RNA, 7751 nt
Organism: Parasteatoda tepidariorum (common house spider)
Lineage: Eukaryota; Metazoa; Arthropoda; Arachnida; Araneae; Theridiidae
Gene: shep
Product: RNA binding motif single stranded interacting protein alan shepard
Cellular component (GO): ribonucleoprotein complex
Molecular function (GO): RNA binding
Source: RefSeq, a predicted model, not a curated record
UAUGUUAGCGCUGUCAAAUAGUUUCGCUCUACAAUCCUAAAAUUUUCUUCUUAGUGUUUUUGUGUAUUGAUUGUAAAUUUGUCUAAUGUUUGUGUCCCGAUUUUUUAUUGAAAAACUACAGAUUUUGUUUGUUUUUAAAAGAUAUGACCAUAUCUCCCUCGUUAUUCAUACUUCAAAGAUGUAGUUAGAUCAAAUAUGUUCUAAACAGUAGUUUAGAUCUUUGUUUCCUCAAUCUGACAGUUUCUGAUUGUUAGGCCUAUUGUACCAAUAAUAACGAUAAGCCGCCGAUGAAUCACCGAAAAAUUUUAUAAAUUAUAAAUCAUUUGCUGUUAACUAUUCUAAGAUCCAGCUUGUUUCAUUGGCUCAUUGCUUUAUACAAUUGUGAUCUUCUGAUCCUUGAUUUGCGAAAUAAAUAUAAAAAUAUAUUCAGCUAGUUUUAGUAUGAGGGAUGAGAGAAAUCAACUGAUUCAGCAUAUGAAUGGUAUGAGUGCCCCUCUGUUAGUUGGAGCAUGCCCAGGGACAGCUAUCCCUGUUGCAAUGGUCCCUGUCCUACCCAUGGGUGCUGUCAACGGCAAUGAGCAAGGUCAAGUGCAAGGUGCUAUGCAGGCUGUCACCAAUAUGGGCAACGGUGGUGGUGAUUGCAAAUAUGAUGACAAAAAGCGGAUGAAUUCACCUCAGGCUAUGCAAAAUAAGUCUAUGAAUCGAAAAGUUCCUGCUAAUGGGCCUCACAGGAUGCCUGUCCGUCCUGUGUAUACAAAGCAUCAAGCACCUCUUCGCAACCCAAGCCCUCAGAUCCCCGCCACUGCGAUCCAAACUACUCACCCAUUACGCCCUCCCCAAGGAUGCAUUGCUCCUUAUAUUUCACGCUAUCCUGCUUCAAUUCCUGCUCCUCCUCCCACUUGGACAUCAUCUGCUGCCUCUAUCGGAUGCUAUUCCCCAUCUUCUGUGUCAUCUAUGAAUUCUAAUAUGCCUCGUGGUCCCACUGCUUCUCCUCCCGUCCUCAAUACCAGUACACCCACUAGUACUCAAAGCAUGGGCUCAGCAGGCUCUGGGCUCAACUCUUCUUCCCAGUCUGAACAGCUUAGCAAAACUAACCUUUAUAUUCGUGGACUAACUCAGAACACCACUGAUAAGGAUCUUUUUAAUUUGUGUAUGAACUAUGGCCCUAUUAUUUCUACUAAAGCAAUACUCGAUAAGCAAACCAAUAAAUGUAAAGGUUAUGGUUUUGUUGAUUUUGAAUCUCCUGUGGCAGCAGAAGCAGCUGUUAAAGCUUUAGCAAAUCAAGGUGUUCAAGCUCAAAUGGCUAAAGUAUGUUACACACGGCAACAAGAACAAGAUCCCACCAAUCUGUACAUUGCCAAUUUACCUCCAUUUAUGGCUGAAACAGAGCUAGAAGAAAUAUUGUCUCCAUAUGGUACAGUUAUAUCUACACGUAUUUUGCGUGAUUCUGGAAUGAAUUCAAGGGGAGUUGGAUUUGCCAGGAUGGAUACUCGUGAAAUGUGUGAAGUCAUCAUUUCCAGAUUUAAUGGAAAACUUCUUGCAGGUAGUAAAGACCCUCUGUUAGUGAAAUUUGCAGAUGGAGGAAACAAAAAACGAAAUCAAUUUAAGAGCCAAGAACAAAGGCUAUGGCCAGAAAGAGCUGAAGGAGUUCAGCUGUAUGACCAAAGUGGAAUAAAUCAGAAUGGAAUCACUUCCCAACUUGUAAGUCCAAUCAGUGGAUACCAGAGGUCUUAUUCAACACCAGUUUCACCUUAUCAAUUACAGCCGAGCACUACUUGGGUUCAUCCUCAUCAAUAUAUAGUGCAACAACCAUUGACUCCUAUGAUCCCUUCAUCUAUUGAUCCUAUUCAUUAUGGAGCACUUGUAGGACCUAUGACAGCUCAGUUGUCCCAAAUGCAGAUAUCUGGAACAUCUUUUAUGACUGGGGCACAUCCUGCGUACACAGGGAAUCCUUCAGCUCAAGCACUUUAUCCACAGCCAGCCCAUCUUAUUCAAUCAGUGCCACUCACCGAGGAUCAAAUGGCAGCCGCUGCAGGAAACAAUGGGAAUGAUGAGUCUGCCAUGUAUCAACAGGCUUACAAUCAAGCCAAGUGAACUCUUUUUUGAACUCGACUGAUGCCAUCACUCCUUUGUCACACAUUUUAAAUUUGGAUUCACCAUCUUCAAGCGAUAUCGUUUGGUUUCAUCUGGGGUGUUCCAAAAUAUCUCAAAGUGAUGAAGAACUGGCUUCACAUAAAGUUUAUAGAGAAAAAGUUUUUAUUUUAAUAUUGAACGAAGAAUAAUAAAAAAAAGCUAUUUUUUAAGCCCUAAAAUGUUAUUUCUCGAGAUUCUCUACAUGACAUCCAUUGUUGAUUAUUAAUGAAAAAAAAGAAAGAAGCUACAGCUCUUUAAAACUCCAAUGCAUAGAUCUAGAAAUGCUGGUAGAUCAUUAAUUCUGAACCUAAAGACAUAUUCAAAUGAUGCAAACUUUUUUCCCACAGUUUGCAUGUUUUUCCUUUUUUUUAUGUGUGUGUACACAGACAUUAAGAACAAUUGUUAUGAUUAGUAUCAGAAAAUUUAUGAAAAUUAUAGGAAAUGGAUUCAGAAAGUGAAAUAGUCUCUUAUUGGUUCACUGAUCUAAGGCCAGACAGAUUUCAGAGUUAUUAAAACUCUUACUAUUUUGUGGAAGCAAAAGUUCAAAUACACAAUGUGUAAUGCCUAUUUCGGCAUGACAUAUAUCUCCACACAACAUAAAAAAAAAAAAAAAUGUCAAGAUCUGGCCUUGGGUUGUGACUUCUCAAUACAGAGACUGUAUUUUGUAAAGACAAGUUUCAGUUUAUUUUUUUUCCUUGUAUUUCUGUGUCUGGUCUCAUGAAGUCCCUGUGGAUGUGCAUCGUUUUUUGUGCGUUUGUCUUACGCCUAGAUUUAGAUUUUAAGUGUAGUGCGAUAGGAAUUAGACUUAGGUGUGUUGCGCUUUUCAUAUCUAUGAAGUGACUCUACCACUUCUGCUUCAUCACUAGAACAGCUGCAGCAUGCGUGGAACAGUGCUUUCUCAUCUACUCGUGGGGAAAUGCAUAGCCGAGACUUGAGCCGAGCUAAAAGAAGCCUUUUUCAAAAGCAAGACUACCUGAAAUCUUGUGGACUUGUGCCUUUUUUAUGACCUGCCUCUAGUUUUGGUUUGUGUAUUUCUCUUAAAUCACAUCAUUAUUAGAGUUGUCAUUGAAAAAGUAUGCAGCUUUAUUAGGACUUUAAAAAAUAAAAAAAACUGUUCUUUUUUAUGGAAAGUGAUUUCUUUCAUGGAUAUCACUAACCAUGCAGAUUUAGGGGGAAAAUGAAUUCACAUUGCUUGUAAAUGCUUGAACUGUUUGCAUUGUUUGUGUUUAUUUUUCACUCUUUUUUUUUUCUUCCUUCAUUUAAUUCACAGAGACACAUUGGUGUAAAAAUUCUGAGAUCUGUUAAUGCAUGUGUAUUAGGAGAAUUUUUAAAUGCAUAGCUAAGACAUGUAGAGUUGAUGACACUUGGAAAAUCGCUUUGGAGCUCUUAUUUGUGCGAUGUAGUUUCCAGUUCAUUUAAAUCCUUAUAUCAAGGAGAAAGAUUAUAUAAUUUCAACUGUUCUUCAUUAAAAAAAGAAAUAAUUUAGUUUUGACCCGUUACGGACACAAAACUUGAUAGAACAGUUGCAAAAUUAUGGAAAGAUUCAAUGAGGAUUAUCACUCUAUGUGUCUUACUUAUUCAUGCAAUAUUUGUGUAUAAAAAUGCUCAUUAUAUCUGUAAAUCACAAUUUUAAAUGAAGAAAGUUCUGUGCAGUAGAGUGACAAUGGUAAAAUGUAUGUUAUUUAUUAAAUUUUUCCUUAUCAUUGAUAAGUAUAAUAGUUUCACCUCCCUGAAAUUUUGAGAACCAUGCAAAAGUAUAUUUUGUAUGAAAUUAAAAAAAUUUAGCAUUUCCAUCUUAUGUUAAAUCUAUUUAAAUAAAAAUGUUUUUAACUAUUGUCUAUCUACUGUAGAUUGAGGUACUGUUUUUAGCAAAGAAAAUCGUCGUCUUGCGUGCCUGGUAUAGUUUUUAUUAACAUCUGCUAUAUCAUUCAUUUGUAUAUAUAUAAUUAGUUAUAAUGUGUACUUAAAGAUGCUCUUAAAUAUGAAAGUCAUUAAAAAUAAGGGGAAAAAAGUACAGGGUGUGCUUCAUUUGUUCUUAAAUACUCAUAUGCGAUGGUAACUUUACCAUUAUUGCCAUUUAUGCAACUUAAUAUAAUGAAAAUAAAUAUUUUUAUUAUUCAUUUAAAUAUUCUAUUUGAUAUUCUAUUAUUCUUGAUUUUUUUUUCAAUGAUGUAUAUAUAUUUACAUAGUUAAAUUGAGAGAUGUGCUGAAUACUUGUUUAUUCUUUAUUGAAACUUAAGACUAAAAAAAUAUUUUAAUGUUAUGAAAAUACAAACAUAUCUAUCACAUCGAGUUAACACUGAAAGUGAAUGUGCCUUCGUUUUCAUGAUUGUUAUACUGUCAGAAUAGUUAUGACACCUUCUAUUUACAUAAAAGUAAAUGAAAUCUACUUCCAAGUGAAUGCUGUUUACUCUCUGGACGAUGUUAUUAGAACAGUAUUGCACAGUCUUAGAUAUUCACCGUUGAGAAUAGCGCUAGUUGCCUGAUAAGUAGCCCACCCUGUACUUUUUUUUUCACUAAAGUAAAGAAAGCUUACUGCUGAUUAUUUAUGAAAAAAGGAAGUUGAAGUGUGAAAGGAAUUUUGUUUUUUAUUUUAUGUUUAUAAAAGUAGACUGGAACUUUCUUCCUCAUACCAUUCAUAGUCAUUACUAACAAACUGUUUGUGUUGUAUCAUUUUGAAUCUUCUGUGUUUGUUUUUUUUUUUUUCAGUAAAAGGUAUUUCACUAAAGAAGCACUUAAAUGUCCUGAUUGUUGAAUUUCAUAGUUGCUUUAUUUUAAUUUAAGCCAUAUUUUGAAUAUUUGUUGAAUAUACUUUUAGUAGCAAAAUUUAUUACUCACAACUGUAAGGGGCGAUAAAAACUUGUUAAUACAAAAAACGUACAAUUUUGCAGAGCCAUAAAAUAAAAGUGACUGCUUUGUAAGAAUGGAGGCUAGAUAAUUAUUGGAGACUUAACAACAGAUGCUCAAAUAAAUUAUCAGUUGCAAUGUAGGUUGCACAUCUGCAACGGGGACUCGAAUUGACAAUAAAAGAUUCUUGCCAUUUCGCUAAUGUCUACAGCUGUGGUGGGCGAUUCAAGAUUAUAUUCAAUCUGUUCGGAAAGACAUUGUCCACAUAGUUGCGGCAAACAAACACCCUUUGUGUCCCAUUGCUUCCCGACCCAACAUGGAAUGGUAAAAACUGUAUUGGUGAGUUCUGUCACCCCUUACAGCUGUGAUUAUUAGUUUUAUGUCUUGUAUUUAUUUUGUAGUUUUUGAUACAAAAUAUUUCCACUAAUUUUAGCUAAUAAUCACAAGACAAGAAUGAUCAAAAAGCCUUUACUUUACAAUAAUGUAGUUACAAGAAAUUGUUUCCAUUGUAAAUUAAUGAUAGCUUAAAUAUAAGUUAAAUUUUGAAUUAUUUAAAGUCGGACACAGAUAAUGUACAAAUUGCUAGAUGCAAAAUACAGUGUAUCCUUUUUUUUUUCUUUUUUUUUUAAGCUUUUACUUUUGGUGUCUAAUCAUUUAAAGUAUUAAUUUAAAUACAUUUUCAAGCUAAAAUUGAUUAGCUUUAAUAUACUAAUCAUUGCUUUUUUUUUUCUUCUUUUUUUUUAAUAACAUGCCUUAUUAUAUGAUGCUUUUUCUCCAAAGUGUAUUAUAUGAAUCAACUUGAGUGUCCAUCUAAAAUUUCAACAAUUUUCUUUUACUACUUUUUAAAAACUAUUUGUUUACAUUUAAAAUUAAUGGUUAAUCGAGUAAGAUAAUAGUGAAAGCUUAUUUUUCUAUUUAGGUAUUAGUAAAAUUAAAGUAAGUUGCAAAUUUCAAAUUCAAUUUAUAAAUUAUUACAUCAGAAUUUACUGAUUACUUUCUGUUCCAAUUAUUUGUUAUUAAUGAAGUUGUUUUACGCUUGUUUCAUGACGUAAAUUAUCAUCCAUUUUUAGAAAUUCAAAAAUAUUUAGACUUGAUAGCUUGAAUUUGAAAUAUGGCUUUUGUUAAAAUAUCUUUAUUUCAGCCUGUUAAAUUUUAGCAGUUAGACUUUCUUUUUUUUUCGCACAUAGUGCUUCUGAUAUGCUGGUUUUAAUUUAUGUUUUGUAUAGAAAUUUCUUAGAGAAUUUUUAUUUAUAUGAAAUCAUUGUUCAUAGUUUCAAUUGUUAAUUUUAUUUAAAGAUCUUACGUCUUCCAGUCCAAAUUUUUAUCUGAAAUUUUUUAUUGUUAGGAAAUAUUAUUACUCUGGAAUUGCCUUGAAAGAUAUACUAUUUAACAUGGAAUUAUUAGAUUAAAAAAUUUUAAUGCAAUGCUCCUUUAUGCAUGACCUAAUGUUUACUGCUGCCUAAUUUUCACAUUGACUUUCAACAUUUAAUUUUCAUAUUUAUUCAGAUUUUAACUUUUUAUUGGCAUUUUUUAGAAUCUUUUAAAAUUUCUAGAAUAAUUUUAAUUUUAAAAGAUGUUAUUUUUUCACAUAUUUAUUGAGAAUGCAGAUCAGCUUUGCAUUCCUUUCUUAAUUUAUUUAACAAAUAACUGUUAUUUUUGUACAAUUCUAUUUAUUUAUUUGUUCUGAUGAUCAUAUUUAAUUAUUUAUUUUGUAUUUAAACACCACCCCCAUUGUUUCUCUUUUUUUCUAUAAAUGUGAGUAGUUGAGGACAAAAUUCAGUUCCUAGUAACUUAUUGAGAAAAAUAGAUUUGAGCAAUAAAUCCAUAUUAAUAUAUGUUGAUGCAGGGAUGACUAACGAUUGUAAAUUUUUUGUGGGUUGCAGCAGGGAAAAAAAGAAUUUUUUACAGAAGUUCAUCUAUUUUAAAUAAUUGCUGUUCCUUUGCAGCUUGGAAUUGUUAUUCCAAUGUGCUGCAUUAAAUUUGGCUUACAACUGAUGAAACAACAACAACACGAACAAUGAAUUGUUUAAAAAUUUGUGUUUUUCCGAAAUAGAUCGUUGCAGAAUUUUAAACCGUAAUUCCAAAAUAAAAAUGACGUAUGUAUAUGUUACACUUUUUUGGCAUGACAUAUACACCUUCACAACACAAAGAUAUUUUUUAAGUUAAUGAAUUAUAUAGCAGAAAAAAAUAUUUUCGAUUUUUAAAGGGAAUACAUUAUAAAAAUUAAAAAAUUCGUUUUUUGUAAUGAAUAGGUGUAUAUAUUGCGCCAAAAUAGACGUAACACAAAAAAUUGGAGGAUGUUAUGAACAGCCUGGGCAGGUGUUCUUUAAAAUAAAAUUCAUUCAUUUAAUAUAGUGUUCGAAAAAAAAGAGGAAUGCAACUCAAAAGCAAGUAAACAUUUGAUUUAGUUUAGUAAAUUUUUGGCAUUAAUAAUAAUGUUUUUUUUUUUUUUUUUAAUUGAGCUCAGUGGAUACAUAUUUGGCUUAAUGUAUUUCUUUUUGAGGCAAAAAUGUUGUUCUAUAAUUUUAAUGAGGAACAAGAAAAAUUGAUUUUUGUGUUAUUAACUUUCAGUCAGAGUACUAUAACGCUUAAAAACUUUGUAAAGUCUCGCUUAUUUGGUUGAUGUAAAAUUAAGUUAACUUAGCUAGGGUAAAUGUUGAAUAAGAUUUCAAAAACAAGUUCUAAAUAUAUGUUAGCAUCCCUGCAAUGAGCAAGUGAGUGUUUCUCAUUAAAUUACACUUUGUAUUAAAUUAAAUGUCAUGUUAAUCAUU